Molecule: messenger RNA, 876 nt
Organism: Aegilops tauschii subsp. strangulata
Lineage: Eukaryota; Viridiplantae; Streptophyta; Magnoliopsida; Poales; Poaceae
Product: protein FAR-RED IMPAIRED RESPONSE 1-like
Source: RefSeq, a predicted model, not a curated record
AUGGCAUUCGUUCCAGCAAUGCCGACAAGCACACCUUUGCACACCAGCACAAGCAACACUCAAGCACAUGAAACAGCCUCCGAUACUGAAGUCAAUGAUGAAACUGAUGACGAAGCACAAGGGGAUGAAGAUGGUGGGCAAUCAGAAAUCAUGGUACCUCAGCCACCGUAUGUUGGGCAGAGAUUUGAUUCGUUUGAAGAUGCAAAGGAAUUCUACCAGACAUAUGCAAAGUUCCAUGGGUUUGCGGUCAACACCGAAUACCAUAGGAAAAUUAAAAAAACUAACGAGUACAGUAGAGGUGAGAUGAGGUGCUACAAGGCACGAAGGAGCAAGAAGGGUAAAGGUGUUGCGCCUGUCGUUCCGGAACGAAAGAGAGGUAUCAUUGUCAAGACGGAAUGCCCUGUCCGGUAUAAGCUGAACGUAGAUGGAGCACGGUGGGUGGUCACUGAAUAUUUUGACGAGCACAACCACGAACUCAUAAAGAAGUUUGACCUGGUAAAAUUUCUGACCGCCCAGAGAGGAUUCCCACCCCUCGAGAAGAAAUUCAUAAAGCUGCUACAUGAUUGUAACGUUGGUCCAUCAAGAAUGGUCCAGACACUAUCCCUCAUCCACAGCAAAAAUGGGACUCUGAGUAGCAUGCCCUACAUACCAGCAGACGUCACAAACCUAAAGGCAAGGUACCAUAGAGAGAGUAGGUUGGCUGACAUAGAAGCCAUGAUAGCCUACUUCGAUGAGAAAGCGAAGGAAGAUCCAUAUUUCUUCUACAGGAUAAGAUUAGACGAUGAGCACCGUGUCAGGAUCAUGUAUUGGGUGGAUGGUGCUGCAAGAAGAGCCUACAAACAUUUUCGAGAUUGCAUUUCGUUCGACGCGACAUAG